Molecule: messenger RNA, 2520 nt
Organism: Melospiza melodia melodia
Lineage: Eukaryota; Metazoa; Chordata; Aves; Passeriformes; Passerellidae
Gene: ETV4
Product: ETS variant transcription factor 4
Exons: 7
Coding region: 160-1044 (294 amino acids)
Biological process (GO): cell differentiation; regulation of transcription by RNA polymerase II
Cellular component (GO): nucleus
Molecular function (GO): sequence-specific DNA binding; DNA-binding transcription factor activity, RNA polymerase II-specific
Source: RefSeq, a predicted model, not a curated record
CCCAGACAGUGCCCCAGCCCUGGAGUCCUGGUUCAGCCAGCCCUGCAGCAGCUCCCCAGGCAGGACAGGAGCUUCCCCUGCCCUGCAGGGCCACCCAGCUCCACCUCCAGCUGUGGCUUCCUCAGUGAGAGCAGCUCUGCCUAUCAGCCGCCUCUGGAGAUGUGCCACCCCUUCCCACCCUCCCAGGAGGACCCCAGUGCCUACCAGUGCCUCCAGUUCCCCCAGCAGGGCUUCAAGCAGGAGCAGCAGGACCCCCAGUACGAGGCAGCAGAGCGGGCAGGCAGCAGGCAGCAGUUCCCAGCAGCUGUGCUGGUCAAACAGGAGCAGGUGGAUUACCUGUACGAGCCAGAUGUUCCUGACUGCCCUUCCAUGUACCUGAAUGCUGAGGGUUACCCCAGCCACUCCAACACAGAGGGUGCAUCAGGCUAUGACAAGCAGAUGAGGCCCUUUGCUGAUGAUGUCUGUGUUGUUCCAGAGAAAUUUGAAGCAGGAGACCUCAAGCAGGAAGGUGCAGGGUACAGGGAAGGACCCCCCUACCAGAGACGGGGCUCGCUGCAGCUCUGGCAGUUCCUCGUGGCCCUCUUGGACAACCCCACCAAUUCCCACUUCAUUGCCUGGACUGGGAGAGGGAUGGAGUUCAAGCUCAUUGAGCCAGAGGAGGUGGCCAGGCUCUGGGGCAUCCAGAAGAACCGUCCAGCCAUGAACUACGACAAGCUGAGCCGGUCUCUGCGCUACUACUACGAGAAAGGCAUCAUGCAGAAGGUGGCUGGGGAGCGAUACGUGUACAAGUUUGUGUGCGAGCCCGAGGCUCUGUUCUCCAUGGCCUUCCCCGAGCAGCCGCGGCUGAAGGCGGAGCUGGAGCCCGGCGAGGAGGACACGCUGCCCCUGUCCCACCUGGGGGACAACGGGCUCCUACCUGCCAGAGCUCUUCCCUGCACAGCUCUACAGCAAAGGCUACACCUACUAGCACUGCUGGGAGCUCUGUGUGGGCAGGGGUGGGUGGUUGGCGGGCAGCUGGCGCAGUGUUUGUUCAGCCAGCUCUGAACUCGGCAGCCCUGCUCUGGUCAGGACAAGUUUUCAGGUACACAAAGGGAAAAUCACCUGGCAGCACACAGGGCUCUUGUGUGCUUGUGGUAAAACCUUUGUUGUGAGUGAGGAUGGGGCAGGUUCUCAGCUCAGGUGAUUGGUGCCUCCAGAUGUACCAAACCUGUCACAAUCCCCUCAUUGCAGAGGGAGGGGAUGCUGUCCCACCACAGGGCUUUUUUCAUUCAGAGAAAUGAGAGAAAUGAUGAGAAUGUUACAGUGCUGCUGCUGACUCUGUUCCUCCUGUCCAUGUCCUGAACUUCUGCAUGACCUGAUUCCAGCUCUGACCAGAAGAGCCCACUCUGAAAGGCCACUUAAGCCUUCCCAGGAUGGCUGCAGGACAAUGGUCCCAGAUUUUGUGCCUUCCUUGAGGAAUACUCAUUAAUUAUCCUGUACCUGCAUGCUCCUGCCCUAUCACCUCCCUGCCCAUGCCAGGAGUUUCUGCUGUUCAGGCCCUCUGAGCAGGGCAGGUGGAGGAUCCUGCAGCCAGAGGGAUUUAGGGAACCACAGAGGAGAUUUAUUGCCCUGCUCUGGGGCACAGCUCAAACCAGUGCCUCCUUCAGGGUUGUGGGAAGCAGCAAGGCCUGAGACACAGCUCAGUGCAGUGGUGUGGCUUUUCCCAACUGAAAAAGUUCCUCAAUAAACAUCCUCAGGAUAUUUGAAGAGCUGCCAGGCUCUGGAGUGUGCCCAGCCUGAGCUUGGCAAGAGAACUGUCUGAGGCAAGAGGUGGGAUUGAAUUUAAUCACACCUGGUGGAGGUGUGAUUAAAAAAUGCUAUACAAAAUAAUCUAAACCAUACAUAGAUCUUAAUAUAGGAAUUCAGACCUAAACUCCACAGAUAUUUGCAUGUUGGGGGGAUUUCAGAUGUGUUGAAAGGCAGCUCUCUCUGCACUCCAAUGCAGCACAUGCACUUAACUAAACUGGCAGGUUUUCCACAACAGUAAAUGUUUAUAUUGGGUACCACAUCCUGAUUAAGAGGUGUUUAAUUUUUUAAUUAGCAGCUCCACCACAUUCCCAGUUAGACAAGUGUACCCAUACAGGAAAGUCACUUUCCACUGCUUCAGACUGAUGCUUCAGCUGCUGAAUACAGAGCAUUGCCAAUCAUGCCAGCAUGGUAGCCUGUAGAAAAUAUUCUGUAUAUUGACUGAAAGCCUGAUUUCCCCUGCUGCCUGUCCCUGCAUGGCCAAUGCCAACCCUCCCAGCCUCACCCCUGAGUGCAAGAGCCAUGGCAGGAGGGCUGGACACUCAGAGCUGUCUGCUCUGCUGAUGCUUUGUUGUUCUGGCAGUUCUGACCCUCCUGCCUUGCCCUGCACAGCUCCUGUGCUGUGCCAGAAGCGAGGGUGAAGGGAAACCCUUCCUUUGGUAUAAGCUGCCUUUUACUAUUUAUGAGUGUAAAAAUAUUAUCAUUAAUAAAUUGGUCUGUGUUGGGCCAGUGCAA